AUGAUUAUCCUCAAACUGUAUCUAGUUCUGUUAAUAUGCAUAAAUUUGAAAUGGGUGACUAGUCAAGAAAAUUCAAACAUUUUUGUGAAUCGAUGGAUUGAAGAUAUUGAUGACUCAGGUAUUACCAUUGUUAAUUUAUUGGAAAUUGAAGUAUUAAAUUUCAUCGUUACAAUGUUCAAAUUCUGAGUUUUGGGUCCGAAUUUUAAAAAUUUUCAAAUUAAGAUCAUUUUUAUCAAAAAAAGUACAGAAACGUUUCAUACAGAAUAGAAAAGGGGGAAAACAGUGCAACUUUCAGUGUCAACAACAUUCUGUGCACAUGAUGGUUAUUUGAAUCAAACUUGUCAAUGUACUACUGAUUAUUCUGGAUCAAAUUGUCUCACGCGACAGUGUCGAAAUUUUGGUGUUGAUGGAAAAUCUUUUUUGAGAAAGGAUAGAUGUAUUUGUCCUCCAGGAUUUUUAGGAAAAAAUUGUGAACCCGGUUAGUUAUUUUUUGAAAAAUUUCGUGUAUCUUCAAAUUAAACUUAUUGCUUCAGUUCGAUGCGUUGAUGGGAAUAAUGCAGUGUUUCAACAAAGCGGGAAAACCGUAGCUCUUUUGGCAACACCAAAUCGGGACAUGACUCAAUCUUGGACAAAUUAUAACCCAAUUGAACUUAUUUGUAAUUACACAAGUUAUACAAGAAUUUUCAGUUUUUCAGGAAUUCAGAGAAAAGUGGUAAGUAUAUUGCCAACAAUAGGUAUGUUAUAUACAUUCAAAAACACGUUUUGCAGGAUCCUGAAGAAGGAAAUGCAUGUAAUCCAAAAUAUUCUGAAGAUCCAUGUGAUAAUUCUAUAUGUCAACCUCUCGAACUUGCAUCCUUGAGAGAUUUGGUUACUGCGGUGCCGCCAAAUACAAUAGUAAGUUUGAGUAGAUUUUCCAUACAAUUUCAAACAAUUAGGACAUUACGACUUAAGUCUUUCAUUCACUUUCUGUGUUUUAUUUCUUGUAGUGGUGACAAAAUUUUGAUAAUUCGGUGGUUUCCUCAAAACAUUUGGAAAUAAUUUUUGAAAAUUAACAUUUUUGAAAUAGGUAGGAAUCAAUAUUUUUUGUGAUUUCAAAAAAAAAAUGACCCGGAUCCUUUAACAAGUGAAACACAAUAAAAUUUUUUCAAGAUUUUCGUUGUUUCCAAUCAAAAACUCGAUUCGACUGAUGACGAAGUUUUACAAGUGAUAAUUGCUUCUGCGAUUGCAAAACGUGUUCAAAUCAACGUCGUUUUAUAUGAAACGAUUACGGAUAUUGACUCUCUUAAUUUUCUGCGCAACAUUGCAACAUCAACUCUCGGAAGUUUUGUCAAAAAAGGAUAUGAACCAGAAGAUGCUGAAAUUAGUCAAGGAUACCAAGUUAUCCAAGCUUUGCUGCAAAACUUUGAUAAUGAUAUACGACCAGCUGCUCUUGGACUCAAUGCUAAUCUUCCUUUUCAACCAAACUCCGAUGUUUAUAUCAGUGGUCAAACUGAUUAUGAACAAUGUAACAAAAUUCAUGUUUGUCUUUUUUAACACCAAAUAUCAAUUUCAGCUUUAACAAUCAUCAGUUCUUCAAAUCAAGCCGUUGAGGUUGUUUUAAGUACAACAUUUUGGAAAUUGUAUAGGUAAAAUUAUUAAGAAGGAAAAACUUUGAAACAUGAAAUUAUUCAGAAUCAAUGCAUCUUCUUUGAGUUUUAUUAGUGUGUCUGGACAAUCUGCAGGAUCCCAAGUUAUCAUUUCGACAAAAGACAGAUUGAAUGUAUAUUCAGCAUUUACAACAGAUAAAACGUAUGGAACUUUGGAAGCUGCAUUCCCAACAACAAUUGCUGGUAUGUAUUCAUAGAAAUAGCUAGGAAUUGAAAAAAAAAUAUGAAAUUUAGAAAAUUGAAAUUAAUAACAAACACACUUUUUUUUCAGGCUUGCAGGGGCAUGUUAUUUAACGACAAAACAUUGAUUCAUUUUUUUACAGGAAGUUCGUACCCUUUGGUAUCACGUUUUGAAUAUAACGGAACUGUUAUUGGAAAUUACAAUGAUAUUCGAUUGUACAAAGGUUUACUGGAUUCUUCAUUAUUAAAUAUCAGCAAUGCGUUUGCCUACCGGUCUGGUUGCCAAUUCAAUUUCAAAACCGAUGCAACUUGUCAAAAGUCAGAUAUACAAUUUUUAUAUGUAGGUUCAUUUUUAGUCACGAUAUGUAAUUAGCGUUAUAAUACAAUUCUGAAAACACAUGUUGAAAUCAAACCAAUAACAUUAUUCACACAGGUGCUCUCAUCUUCUAACAAGCCUGGUAUCGUUCCAGUUUAUUGUCUUGAUAAAGAUAUUGGAAUAUCCACUUACAAUUCAUUUUUAUCAACUCCAAACGCUGCUAGCGAUUUUUCGAUUCAUCAAUCUUAUGUUGACGGUAAAAAAUAAAAACAUUUUCGAAAUAGCAAUAAUAUGUAUUUCAGAUGCAAUUUGUAGUGCGGAACCGGCAGUGAAUGCAUAUGGUAAACACAGUUUCGUUAUCAUCAGUCCUAAUUUAAAGGAUAAGGAAAACAGUAAUUUGUAAGCUAUUUAUUACGUUAGUAGAACAAUUUCUAUGUUUUGCUAAUUUUUCAGAUCAUCAGUCGAUAAUUUAUACCGCAAUCCAAAUAGUUUAUUCUAUCAAUUAUAUUCUUAUCUAAAAGCGACAAAUCCAAAUCAAUAUUCAAAUUAUAUUGGCGCACUCUAUAGUUCAAACCAAAUCAAUAAUCUCACUGUAGAGAAUACAUAUGAAUAUUUCUUGACAAGGAUUAUGAAUUUCGCAAGUACUUCUCCAGACUAUGUUUCAGGAGCAACACCAAUUGAUAUUAUUCAGCAUAUAACAAGCACAUUGGAAAAUAUUAAUUUGAAGCCAUUUUCUGGUAAGUGUAAUUGUUUUUAUUAUAGUUUCAAACAUCAGGUGUUCAUUUUUUACAGAUGUUUUCGUGAUUCUCGAUUCUCCAUUCAACAAUACAACUGAUAAAUCAACAUUAUUGACUCAAAUUCAAUCAAAAAGAAUCAGAGUCAGUUUCAUAGUUCAUAGUUGUAUUUGAUUAUUUUUUUCAGCUCUAUAUUCUGUAUGUUCAAACUUAUUCUUCGUUGGAAGACGAGGAUUAUAUAUUUUUGAAUGAUCUUGUUAUUCGAAGUUCAGGUGGAAUAUUAUCCGUUUUGAAUUCAUACGAUGAUGUGAAACAGGUUAGUUGUCCUGCAUUUUCAUUAUUAUGAUUCUCAGAGGUUUGCAGUUUUUUACCAUGUACACGAAUUAUUUGGUUGACAAUGAUUUGAUUUUGAGUGGAUUUUCAAAAACACCAAGAGCGGGAAUAAGUUUGAAUGAUGCAAAUCUUGUGAGAGGAAAUUCAUAUCUUCUUCUUGUCACAAAUAGAAACCCGACUAUUUUGAGCAGCGGUUCAGUUAAUGGUAAAUAUCAAACCAUAAUUAUGAAAAUAUGAUUUUAUUUACAGUAACUGUGAGUUCCAUUGGUCCAAGUGCUAUUCCAGUAACAUCUUUGAAUAAUUUUGGAGGUAUUCAACUGUUUUCCCUUGACAUUAUUGCAACAGGAAGUUAUAAUAUUUCAAUUCUUGGAUAUUCACAAUUGGUAAUUACAUUGAACGAACGUUAAAAUUGAUUUUCAAUAUUUUUCAGUCAAAUGCUAUCAUUUUGGAGCUCAUGACAUCUCAAAAUUAUAUUGGUUUGACAUUUGCAAACAAUCAAAACCAACUCAACAAUAGUAUUGGAUUUAACCGUGAGUACAACAGUUUAUUUUAUCUUACAAUUAUUUUAUUAUUUUUCCAGUCGGCGCAUUUCAACCAUUAAUCUACAGUUCUUUUGAUGUCACAUUGGCAAACUCAAAAGUUCUUAUCACUCAAACAACCGAUGCUAAUCCAUCUGUAUUGGUUUAUAAUGGGCCUGUUAUCAAUCAAACUACCUGUGAUUCAUCUGAAUUAUACAAUUAUGCAACAAACUUCAAAUGGGUUUGUAGCCAAGCUGGUGGUCUUUAUCGUGUAAAAAUUGAUCUUGUUGGUACAAUUGGAACAAUUACUAGAACAUUCCCAUUGACAUGUGCAACUUCAACAUCAUCAAAAUGUUUGAAUGAUGGAACAUUCUCUGAUGUUGAUAUGGUAUGUUAUAAAUUCUGUCAACAGUAUAUAUUGCUUCUUAAAAUUGUUAAAUAUAAUUGAUAUUCUAAAGUUUUUCAAAAUAAUUGAACAUUUUUCCAGAAAUGUGUUUGUGCUUUGGGUUGGAGUGGAGAUAUUUGUGAAUUCCCAGUUUGUUUGAACGGUGGAUCUCAAACUACAGGAAAUACUUGUCAAUGUUCUCCUGGUUUUAGUGGUUCACACUGUGAAACUUGUUAGUGAAUUUCUAUUUAUUUUAGAAAAAAACAUGUUUUGGAACUAAAAUUGCAUGAUUUUCAGCGACAUCAACAUGUUCGAAUUCUCCAUCUUCUCCGGAUUUCCGUUCUGAUUUAUCAUCUCUGAUAAUUGUUGCAGAAACAAAUGCACUUAAAGAUGUUUAUUUGAGUAAUGGUGUUGAUCUUCUUGGAAUUCCUAUAACUGUUGUCACAUGUGAGUGCAUUCAAUAGUUUAAUUUUAACGUAUUUUGUUCAGACAGUGGAUCACAAGCAAGCGUGGUUUUGACAACUACCGAUGGAAACUUGCUAUCUUCUGUAUUGAAUAAAAAUGAGAACGCAGACGAAAUUAUAGUGGCAAAUACAGCUGAUAAUUUUAAUAACGCUCUAAAUGUUGCACUCGAUGCUCAAAUAACGGAUAGAAGCUUGUUGGUAGUCAUUAGUUCUCAAACUGAUUUACAAGUUGACACAAAUACUCUUAUUCGAUUAGCCGCAAAGCGAUCAGAAAUUCGAUUCAUUACAACUACCGAUGUCACUGAUUCAUUAACAACGUUCUCUUUGAUUGGAAAUUCUAUUCCAAUUACAAUCAAGACAGCUGAUAAAUUGACCGCGGUAAGAUACAAUGUCAUGUCAGAUAAAUUCAAGAACAUUUUUCAGUUUUUCGAAAAUUAUAUUGUUGCAAUUUUUAAUGGAUUGAAUUCACAAAAAGUAUUCAACGUCUAUGAAACAGAUUUUAUGAAUGUCGCUAAAGAUGUUACUAUUCCUGCUGAUUCAACUGAUGGUAGCACUGAUAAUAUUGUUUUACUUCAAGUGUUCAAUGGAAGUUGGAAAGCUGGUUAGCAAAUUUUUGAUUUUUAUUAAUAUUCAAUUUAUUUUUAAAGCCACCAAAACGGCAGUUCAAUUCAACAGUGGCUCAUACAAUCUAUAUGUUUUUAAAGAUGUCGGAACCAGUGAGUUUUUGUAUUCGCUCUUUUGUGAACUAUGUUUUAAAUAUUUCAGGUGAGGAUUUCACAUUAACUUUGAGAAUUACCAGUGGUGCUGAUAAACUUUAUUAUUCUAUUGAGAGAAUCAAUUAUCUUAACGUGAGUAAUUAUGAAAACCAACUUUUUCGAAAUUGAUUUUGUAGACUGCUUAUGGAUUCAGUCAAACUACAGAUGGAACAGAUGAGCAAUUGAUUAUUGGCGCUCGCAAUAGUCAAAACAACGUACUCUCUAUUUAUUCAGCUCCUUCCCCUUCAACUCUGCCAUCAGCAAAUCCACAAGAAUUGCCCUAUCUUGAAAUUCGUGAAAUUAUAGGCAAUGGCAGUCUUGAUGCGGUUCAAACUGUUUUAUUCACCAGAAAACCAACUGGAUGUUUAUAUACACAUUUUUCGUCAUUGAAUAUUUGUCAAAAAUCUGGCGUCUUGGGAUAUCAAGUUAGAGUAAGCUUACAAUAAUUGUUCAUUUCUUCUACCUUUUUAAUAAUCAAAUUAUAAUAUUCAUUAUUUUCAGUUAAACACAAGAAACAGUCGUCUCGUUACUAAACAGCAACAGUUUAUUUUGACGUGUCAUAACACAAGUAAUUUUUAAUUAUUGUGUUGCAGUAUAGUGAAUAAUUUUUCCAGAAUAUUCAAAUGGUGAUACAUCGUGUGGUGGAAAUGGAUCACCAAACUCAAUUUGUUCUUGUGAUUCAGGUUUCAGAGGAAUAGAUUGUAAAGAGCCCAUUUGUGUCAACGACGGAGUUCGUGAUGUGUCAGUUUGUCGUUGUCCUGUACCAUAUUUUGGUCAACGUUGUGAAACAGCUGGUAAGUACAAACUAAUUAUUUCCAAUCUCGAAUUUCAUCAAAUAGUAAUACAAUUACUUAUAACAAACCUAUUUUUAAGCAUUUCCGUGUAAAAUAUUAUUAAUAUAUAUUUUUCACAUUUGAUAUAGAUUGAACACUUAAAUUUAAUUAAUUCAUAGAAAUCCUUUUUAUUUAUGUGAAUUUGAAAAUUGAAGACCUAAACAAUCAAUUUUCAUUUCAGAAUACACAAAUCAAAGAGCUGUUGCAUUUGUUCUAGAUUUGGUGGGCGCUGAUGAUUAUGCAUACAAUGAGACAAUUGUGAGUUUUUAAAUAAAUAUCUGAUAAUAAUGAUUUGUUCAGAAUACCGUUAAAGCAUAUUUCAAAGCUAAUACUGAUGAUUUAUAUAUAAUGCUUAUUGCAAACGUUGAACCGACUAAAUUCGAUUUCAAAAAAUUGUCUGAAGAUGAUUUGAAUGUGUUGCUUGAGCAAUUUUAUGUUCAAAGAAGUGCAUCAGCUACAGCUAAUUUGACCGAGUAAGGGUUUUAGAAAAUCGAUAUGGUCUUGUAAAAAUGAUAUUUCAGCGCAUUGAAUCAAGUGUCGUUAAGUUCUUUACCAAAUGGAACAUUAGUCAGUGCAAAUAUUUUCUAUCUUACUCAAGUUGGGUAUGUUUAUAUUGUGAAAAAAAUAUGUAAAUAAAAAAAACACAUUCCAGCCUUGAUCCAACAGACAAUCCAACUACCGUUAUUCCAUCAUUAGGCGCAUUCAAAACAAGGUAACUCAAUAACAUAUAUAAUAGACUAUAAAAUUUCAAUUCAGUGCUGUGAUUUACUCACCAUAUGGAACUACUGCUGAUUCUUCAAUAAGCAAUUCACUGAAACCAUUCACCAGUCAGACACAAAAUAAUAACAAUUAUUUUGACGCAACAAAAUAUUUGAUAAGUGUCACUGACUCCAAUCAAUAUUUCAUCGCUCCAACAGAUCGUGAGUUUUUGUUUUGAAUGAAUUAUGAAUAUUUAUAUAUAUUUUUUAGCCGGCCGCACAUGUGCUUAUGCUCUUCAAGCAAAUAUAAUUGUGAUAUUAGAUUUAUCAAAUACCACAACACCUGGGGUUGAUGAUAAGGUUUCAUUUUUUCAAAUAUAGUUUAUCUAUAACCUGGAAUUGAACAUUUUUACAGAAGACUGAAAUUCUAACAAUUCUUCGAGAUAAAUUCAACUAUAUUAACAACGAUGUUGAUCGAUGCAGUUCUUCAAAUCAUACUACUCCCCCUUUUUAUAAAGGUAAUUAUUUCGAAAUUACUCACCUCAAAACUUUUUUUUUUCUUCCAGAACGUUCAUUAUUUUCCGUCGCCUAUCUGUGGGAUAACGGUUUUUUGACUGGUAAUUUCUGCCCAUCCAAUUAUGACUCAAUCUGGCAGACGAAUAAUAAGGGAACAAACUCCACUCCAAAAUUCAGUGAUAGGUUAGUGUUGUCAAUCUCAAAACAAGUAAUUUUUUGAAGAAAUUUCUCACAUCAGAAUUUUGCAGAACUUUGAAUGCAAUCAAAUUACUUACAGACAACUGCCUCGUAUCAACAAUUUCAUAAACAACGCUGCAAACUGUACUUGUCCUCGCUCUACUGAUGAUAACACUACGAAAUUCCUAAUUUGGAUGCCAAGAGCCAGGUAUUUUUUAAACACACGAAGAAGGUAGUUCUAAUGUUCAAUUUUUCUCAGCACUGAAACAUCGGAAAAUCGAAUCUCAAAUAUGACUUACAAAUUCGAAAAUUCUGCGCAAUUUGUGAUUCCAUUUUAUAACAUUGAUGCAACUGCUGAAAGUACUGAUUUGUAUUACAAUCUUGUUAAACAAAGUAAACUUGGCACUCAAAUUGCAACCGAUUAUAUUCUUCCAAAUGCAGUGACAAAAACUGCUCAAUAUAUUGUGAGCAAAUUAGAACAAAAGAUGUGCCUGUGAGUGAUUCAAAAACAUUUUUAUAUAACAAAAACAAUAAGCUAUUUCAGAUUGGCUAAGAUACCUGGAUCAAUAUAA
Molecule: messenger RNA, 8127 nt
Organism: Caenorhabditis angaria
Lineage: Eukaryota; Metazoa; Nematoda; Chromadorea; Rhabditida; Rhabditidae
Source: the annotation of a GenBank genome assembly